GGAACCUGCGUGAGGUGUGGCUGGAGCUCGGGAUGCAGGCUGGGCAGGGGCGGGCUGGAAGUUGGAGUAAGCAGGAAGUGAGCUGAGGGCCGGCCCGGGAGGAAGCAGACCAGGCGAGCUCGGCUGUCUACCGGCCCUGGCCGCUUGCAGACAUGGAGGAGGCCAGUGGAAGAAAUGACCAGGUACGGAACCUGCAGAGCGAGGUGGAAGGGGUCAAGAAUAUUAUGACCCAGAAUGUGGAGCGGAUCCUGGCCCGAGGAGAAAACUUGGACCAUCUCCGCAACAAGACGGAGGAUCUGGAAGCCACGUCGGAGCACUUCAAGACCACGUCGCAGAAGGUGGCACGGAAGUUCUGGUGGAAGAACGUGAAGAUGAUUGUCCUCAUCUGCGUCAUUGUUGCUAUCAUCAUCCUCUUCAUCGUGCUCUUCGCCACUCAUGCCAUCCCUACUUAGGGAGCCCCUGGCACCCUGCCCCCCUCUUCGGGGCAGCCCUCUGGAGCAGGUGACAAGUGGGUCCCUCUCUCCCAUCCUCCUCUACAGUGAGGCUGCUCGGUCCUCCUGCUCCUUGAUCCUCUGCCACACUGCCUGCCCCCAGGGAGCACCUCGAGCCCCCCUGGAGGAGAGCGCUGGACUGUGGCUGCAUUUUACGAGUCCUCAGCGUGGGCUGGAGAGACCCAGAGGGUCCAGCAUGGGCCUGGGAAACUGUUGGUGGCUGGUGGGCAAUAAAGAUCUGCCAGUGUCCCCACCUGUGUCA
Messenger RNA from Choloepus didactylus (southern two-toed sloth), 753 nucleotides. RefSeq names its product vesicle associated membrane protein 8 (gene VAMP8). Lineage: Eukaryota; Metazoa; Chordata; Mammalia; Pilosa; Megalonychidae. Bases 153 to 452 code for a protein of 99 amino acids. The record is from RefSeq and is a predicted model, not a curated record. Gene Ontology annotation, biological process: vesicle-mediated transport; vesicle fusion; SNARE complex assembly. The transcript is spliced from 3 exons. Gene Ontology annotation, molecular function: syntaxin binding; SNAP receptor activity. Gene Ontology annotation, cellular component: SNARE complex; plasma membrane.